Molecule: messenger RNA, 699 nt
Organism: Aspergillus fijiensis CBS 313.89
Lineage: Eukaryota; Fungi; Ascomycota; Eurotiomycetes; Eurotiales; Aspergillaceae
Product: PIN domain-containing protein
Exons: 3
Coding region: 100-600 (166 amino acids)
Molecular function (GO): nuclease activity
Source: RefSeq, a predicted model, not a curated record
GACCCUACAUUAUUCUCCCACUCCCUGCUCCUCUGGAGUUCUCCAUGCCUGAUAUCGGUUCCCGCGUCUAAAGUCCGUGACAGAGCUUCCGCUUCCACCAUGCCGAUCCGUCCGCUGGAUGAAUGGGCCUCCACCCGCACCCAGUCACUCCCUCUUGCUGCUCUGAAAGGGGCGGUCGUCGGUAUCGAUGCGUCGCACUACAUCUCCCAGCACCUCGUUCACCCCUCCUCCCGCGAGCCCCUUUUGGUCGCACUGGGCGGAUUCCCGUUCGCGUUGAAGAACAACAUCGAGAAGGAACUCCAGGUCUUCAAGGAUUUGGGCAUCGCCUGCGUCUUCGUGUUCAAUGGCCUCGACUUCGGCAAAAAGGACCAACGGCCCCAGGUCCAGCAGGAAGCCGUCCGGGCAUUCGAGCAAGCUUGGGACCUCUACGAUCAGCAGCAGGCCGACCAAGUAGUGGACGCCUUCAGCAGCGCCGGCACCCCCCGCCCGGAUUCCCUCUACCGCUUCUUGCAGCGCAUUCUACACCAGAACGGCGUCGAUUACAUCGUGGCCCCCUAUAGUGCUGCAGCUCAGGUAAGAAGUAACACGUUACGAGAUUGAAGUGUAUCAUCUCACACUCCGCUCCGUUUCCCAUAGCUCGCCUACCUGACCAGAGGCCCGAACCCCCUCAUCGAUGCGGUCUGCGGAUCCUCCGAAACC